Brassica napus (rape) is the source of this 1413-nucleotide messenger RNA. Its product is annotated as rhamnogalacturonan I rhamnosyltransferase 1-like. The record is from RefSeq and is a predicted model, not a curated record. The coding region runs from base 608 to 967 and encodes 119 amino acids. NCBI's taxonomy places the organism in Eukaryota, Viridiplantae, Streptophyta, Magnoliopsida, Brassicales, Brassicaceae. The transcript is spliced from 3 exons. Gene Ontology annotation, cellular component: cytoplasm.
GCUUGCAUUAGGCUCAUAGUUGAUGUAUAGCUUAACCUAUCUACUAAUAAUAGCAAUCCCAAUUAAUUCUAAAGGUUGUGAAUUCACUUAUGUUGAAAGGUUGUGUCUUUUAUAAAAGAUGUGUAAAGGGUUGUGUCUUUUCUAAAAGUUCUAUGUUGUAAGAUUGUGUCUUUUCCAAUUAAUUCAUAAGGUUGUGAACUUCAGUUAUGUUGAAAGGUUGUGUCUUUUGAAAAAAAAGUGUAGAGGGUUGUGUCUUUUCUAAAAGUUCUAUGUUGUAAGGUUGUGUCAUUUCCAAUUAAUUUUUAAGGUUGUGAACUUCAGUUAUGUUGAAAGGUUAUGUCUUUUGAAAAAUAUGUGUAGAGGCUUGUGUCUUUUCUAAAAAUUCUAUGUUGUAAGGUUGUGUCCUUCUAAAAAUUAUCUAAAAGUUGUGAUUAUUCAUAAGUAUCUUUUAAAAAGUGAUAAAUUAUGAGUAUUAGAAAAAUGCUACUAUUCAGAUCGAAGGGUUGCGACUAUUCAAAUAAGUUUUAAAAAAUCUAUCAACAGUCUCUCCUAUUCAUUUUUCAAAUUAAAUUUUCACUAAUCUACAAACACCAAACUGAACAAGAAUAUGUUAGCGUUUUCCGGUUGCUCACAUGGUUGCAACCCCGAGGAAGAAGAAGAACUAACAAGAAUGAGAUAUGCUCAUCCAUGGUGGAAAGAGAAAGUCAUUAACUCUGAGGAGAAGAGGAAAGAAGGCCUUUGCCCUUUAACUCUAGAGGAAACUGCUCUCACGCUGACCGCCUUGGGUAUUGACCGUAACGUUCAAAUAUACAUAGCUGCUGGAGAAAUCUACGGUGGUGAUAGGCGGAUGAAGGCUUUAACAGACGCUUUUCCAAAUGUGGUCCGGAAAGAAACCAUACUCGAAUCCUCUGAUCUUGAUUUUUGCCGAAACCAUUCAUCUCAAAUGGCUGCACUUGAUUACCAAUAAGUAUUAAGAGCGGUGUCUUUUCAUUGUAAAAUAAAUUAGUUUAAAAAUAAUUGAAAUAUUCCAAUAAGUAUGUUUCUACAAUUAUUUAAUUUUAAAGAGUCGUAUCUUCUCAUUAUAAAAGAUAACUUAUUUUUGUAACACAUUUAUUUCUUUACAAAAAAUUGCAAACAGUUUUUUAUAAAAGAUUAUCUUAUAAAAUAUGAAAUAUCUAUUUUUAUAAAUGAGUUACCGUGCGACAUCGCACGGGUUCUUUGCCUAGUACAUACAACAGUAAACCCAACAAAUAUUGCUGUGGUGAUGAUUAUAAAUAAAUUGUCUAACAGUCUAUGAUCAAGAGAAAAAUUAUUAAGAAUUACAAGGUAACAUCUCUGAUUUUGUAGCUUCAAAAUGGAAACUAGAAGAAGUGAAGCGUAAGUGUGUUCCAGAACCAUCAUCGUUCCUUCUUC